Paramecium octaurelia is the source of this 1417-nucleotide messenger RNA. NCBI's taxonomy places the organism in Eukaryota, Ciliophora, Oligohymenophorea, Peniculida, Parameciidae. The record is from the annotation of a GenBank genome assembly.
GUUUUGAUGAUUAAGUACUUGCUUUUAGUAUGUUUGAUCACAGCACCCUUUGCUUAAACCCCAGAGGCUAUAGUAACUCAUUAUGAUUUGGAAGGAAAUUUAAUUUAAGAAGAGAGUUCAUUGCAAGGAUCUGAGGACAUUGAUAGUAUGAAUUCAAUGAACAUGAAUCAAUAAGAAUUAGAUUCAAGCAGCAUGGAUUCUAUGGUUACCGAUAGCAUGGAUUAUUCUACUGCAUAAACUGAAUCUAUUGAAAGCAUCAAUAUUGAGUCAUCCAUGAAUUAAGAAUCAACUGUUAGUAAUAUGAGUGUUGACUCUAAUUCAAUGAAUGAGGAGGAUUCUAUGAUGACGAAUGCCAAUAUCGAGAACUCUAUGCCAGAAUAAGAUUCUAUGUAUAGCACUUCUGAUCCCAAUGAUAUAAGUGCCAUAGAGCCAAUUUAAUAAAAUGUGGAAGAUACAUAAGUUAUCGAAAACACAGAAGUUUCUAAUAUAGCAGAAGUUAACUCUGAAGUUGUCAGUGAAAUAGAUAACAAUAAUAUGAUUGCAGAAUCCAAUGAAAUUAGCAAUAUCGAUCCAAACAACACUGAAAUACCAUAAGAUAAUCAAGUUGAUGUUUCUAAUAUUUUGGAAUCCAAUGUUAACUUGCCUACAGAAAGCAUAGUCUCCAAUUAAAAUGAAGUAGAUCCAAAUAUGGCAUUUGAUGUUCUUCCAAACACAGAAUCACUACAAUCAUCUCCUGAAAUGGACAAUGGAUUUGUAUAAAGUGAAGUCAAUGCUGAUAAACCUUAGGCGAAAAAGACACCAGAAAUCGAAAACAAUUAAGUAGUCUAAAAAGAAGAGAAAGUUGAAUAACAAGUUGAAUAAAAAGUUGAAGAAAAUUAAAACGUAGUAUCAGAUAACAAGAACACUGAAUAAUAAACAGAAUUACCUCAAGCUACAAUCUAAGAGAAUACAGUAGCUGCAACUAAUUAAAAUGUUGAUUCUGUAUAAUAAACUGAUGCCAAUGUUGUAGUACAAGAAGAUGCAAAAACAGAAAAUAAAGAUGGAGAUUAAAAACUCUAAGCCACAGAGUCUCAAACUAAUUAAUAAUUAGUCUAAGGAAACUGCAUUAUUAUAUAUUCAUAAUGCAAUUUCAAGGGAGAAGCUUUAGAAGCUUGCAAUAGUUUAAGCGAAAUUGAGUAAUCUCAUUAUUUAUUCUAGGGAAUUCAAGGCUUAAAUUAGAUCUAUUUACAUUCCAGAAGGAUUGGGAUUGACAGUCUAUGAUGGUGAAAAUUUCACUGGUAAUUUGCAUAAAUUCAAAACAUCAUAAGAAUGUUUGACAACCCCAUUAUCAUUUGCACAACUAAAUAACUCAGGAAAUUAAUUGAGAGGACAAAAUUUGAGAACUAGAUAGUGAUAUCAUAAUAAUAAUCAUUUAAAU